This is a messenger RNA of Cladocopium goreaui, 7047 nucleotides long. The record is from the annotation of a GenBank genome assembly. Lineage: Eukaryota; Dinophyceae; Suessiales; Symbiodiniaceae.
AUGCGGAUCAUUGUGUUGAUUGCAGUGAUCCUUCAGAUCCUGGGCAAUUACGCCUUCUCUGCGAAGAAGGAAGAGGAGACAAAGGGCCCAAGCAAGAAAGCUUUGGCAUCUGCACAAAUCAGGCAUCAGGACCCUUUCCCGUGCUUCAUUGAGGUGGACUGGCGUUGCAGCUUUUGCUGGAGAACCAACAAGGCCAACACAAAGAGUUGUGCCAGGUGUGGGAUAAAGUGGACUCAUGGACAGGAUCCAUCCUACACCCCGCAGAAGGACAUGAAUGCCAGGCCAAAGAGUCCCAGACGUGUGCAACAGUCAACAGGGAACUGGAACUACACGGGCUGGAACGAGGAUGUAGACUGGGGCGAUUCGAACUGGCAACAAGGUUAUGGUUCGUCAUCAGCCUAUCGCCAACGUGGAGAUACCCCUCGCAAGAAGACUCCGAAGCAGAAGAAAGGAGCCAAACCUCGAGCAGAUGGUCGAAACUCCUACGAUGUUCCACCGCCGGAACCGCCGUGGAACUCCAGCUAUGCAGGAGCGCCACAACAAGUGGCUCAUGGUGGAGAAGAUCAUUCAGCAGCUGCAGAAAAUCUCACGUUACUUGCAACUGCACUGAAGGAAACAAACACAACAGUACCUGCCAGUGUUGCCCACAUUGUCGUAGAGAAUUCAGCGCCUGUGCCAACUUCGAAGAGCCUCAAGAAUGCGGUGGACAAGAUGGACAAGGUGGACUCAUCCGAGCAGAUCCAAGCCAACAUCAGCCACAUGGUCGAGAACCUGCAAAAGCUGCAUCAGACGGCAGAAGCAGCAAUCAUAGAAGCAGGCGAGAACAAGAACAAGCGUCCACGAUUGGAAGAGCCAGGAGAAGGGGCACCAGCAGCUCUUUUGAACUGGAGCCACAGCAUCCUAGAAGAUUCCAGCUACACGGGCACUUGGCAAGCUUCGAUUGAGGGUCUCGACCUUGCCUGGGAGGCUUUUAUAGCGCAGAAACCGCAGGACAUCACGGAGGGUUCCACCUUUCAGCUUGUGCUCCUGGACGUGGAAUUUCACAGUGCUUUGCCGUCCCUUGAGCCCGAAAGUGUGCGCAGAGUCAAGCUUUUGCCCAAAACCAUUGCGAGGAAAGCUUUGCUUGCUCUACUUGGACUGCAACCAUAUUGCCAAUAUGCACGUCAUGUUUGCUUUGUUUGGCACAACAAGCAUCUGGUGGGGGCUCAACAACGGGCUCUGAUUGACUUGCGGCAUGGGGAUUAUAUCAAAAUUGCAGUACCACCGGCACGUGGAGCACUACGGCAAUACUACACCAGAGAAGUAGCACAAUGCAUGAGAAGAGGCUACACAGUAUCAGCAAUCCCUGCCUAUCUUGAAGCUCAGGAGAAUGGCAUCAAUGUUGCUGACAUGCCCAUCAUUGACACGUUCAACUAUGUGCCUCGCAUUGUGGAUCUGGACUACGACAGGGAAGUCAUGAACAUGCUACAGCUUUCUGGACAGCACAGACCCAGUCAUGAAGCGUGGCCAGACUUCCUCCGCAGACCCAGUCCCUGUGCAAUUCAUGAAUGCAAAGUUGGAGAGGACAACCAAAGAGACCCUGCAGUUCUCACCACGGAGACCCUACCUGCGCCAGAAGUUGGCAGGCCCGAGCUCAUCUUCGGGGAAAUGGUCCAUUUUCUCCACUCUUUGCAGUCACUGUGGGACUAUUAUGCGGAGAGAGAAACAGAGGAAGAAGGAAGAGUCUUGUAUGUGAACACAUGGUACACUGACCAUGAGAGGGCACCACAAUGUCACACAAUGCGUGCCGUGAGACUGCUUGGAGAUGCAUGGAACUGGCCAGAUCGAUUAGCGGAAGCGUGGGAUGAUUGGAUCGAUCCAGACGCAGUCAUCGACUUCUACUUGAUCAGGCCAACACCGAGAGCGAGUGCAUCCAGCUCCCUUGCAGUUCCACACAUUCUCAUUGUACAACACCCACGUGCAGGGUUUUGUAGCAUCCAUCUCACGGUCAUUGACACAGAGAACAGGGCGAUGCCUUCGCGCAUGCUUGUAACCAUUGCGCCCAGACAGAUCACCAAGCUCAUCUUCUAUGACCUCAUUGGUUACCGACAUGAUCGGAUGGUGCCAAGCCUCAUUGAUUGCAUGAUUUCACAUGGUGAGCAUGACAUCCAGAAUGAAGAGGUUUUCUACACGCAGCAUGGCCACAGCUUUUUGAUCAUACUCAACCACAUGCGGGAUAUCAUCACCGGACUGGCAACCGCUGGUGCAUCGAGUUCCUCUUCUAGCUCAACUGGACUCAACCUUCUGCAACGUAGUGUGCAGAGGAAAGUGCUUCAGCUUGACGAACUCAUCAGUUUGCCAGCCACGCCAGUGUUAGCUGAUCAAGCCACAGAAGCUCUGCAAGUGCUUUGGGCGAAGCCGAUGAGCCCACAUCCGGAUUACAUUGAAUUGCCCGCAAAUGCAGACACCCAGAUGAUACAUCAGGACGAGAAUGCGGUCUUCUUACACACGUCGCAGCAACCUAUGACAGAGCAUGAUCUCAUGGCACACCUGCACCAACUUGGAUUUUGGAGGGCAUUGAUCAGAUCUUACGAGGAGGUCUAUCACAAGAUCUACAAGAUCUGCUUUGACGACCAAAAAGUUGUCAUGCAACAGCCACACAAACAUCGAGCUGGAGUUCCAACUUGGCCUUCCAUGCAGUUGGGACCAAUAGGAAGAAAACCAUUUUUCAUUCCGGAGAAGUCCAUUGAAAGUGACCACAUCAUUGACAUUGGCAUUGUUGAGGCCGAUCUGAUGGACCUCUUCUGUUCACAUGAUGAUGUUCUUUUUCAGAAUUUUGAAGGUCUUGAACUACCAGAACCUCUCCAACGGGCUGUUGAUAGCUGUGCCCAAGACAUCCCUGAUGAAGAAUUGAACCGACUUCUGAUCUAUACAGAUGGUUCAUCAUUGGGACAAUACAAGCACCAACCACCUCUCAGAGCGGAAGAAGAAGGCACUGGGGACACCUGGGCCAUGUUGGUACUUGGAGAAAGAUAUGAUCCGCCUGGUUUGAAGCUGCUUGGAUGGAGUGCUCAUGGGAUCCACUAUGACACCGCGAGCAAUGCCCACCUUGGAGCUACCCGUAUCGGCGCAGAUGUUGCCGAAAAAGAGGGACUAGCAUGGGCAGGAAUCUGGCGGCUCAGCCAGAAUUGGAACAUCCACACCUGCUUCAGAUCUGAUUCCAGUGUAGCACUUGGUCAAGCUUCUGGCCAUCUAGGCACGGGCAGUGCCGAUGAGACUUUCGAAGUCCUUCGCGGUGUCUAUCAGGCGGUUGAGGCGGCGCUAGGCCCCAAAGGCUUUGCAUACUCUCAUGUGGCUGGCCACGCGGGUGAACCAUGGAACGAACUAUGCGAUUGGCUUGCGAAAAUGGAGAGAGCAAAGAGCUUUUAUGCCAAACGUCCUCGAUUGGACAUGCGAAAAUGGAGAAAGGCCUUUGGUCAUUUGUGGAUUGCCAUAGGGGAUCACAGAGACCUCCCAAAAUUCAGUGGUCGUGGUCUUCAUGCAAGAUUGACUAUUUGCGCAAGCAACAACGAGACCAAGUUCAACUUUAUUGGCUUGCAAGAGACGAAAGCACAAGAGAUAUGCUCCUGCGUUGACCAGAUCUACAGAUUAGCAUCUGGCAGCAAUCAACACCAACAAGGUGUUGAACUUUGGAUCAAUCUUGCACAGCCAUAUGCUUACAUUGACAAGAGGCCCAUGUACUUUGAGAAGAACGACUUCCAGAUCGCAUACAAAGAUGCACGUGCUUUGCUUGUCCGAGUUGACACUACGAUCUGGAAUGCAUGGCUUUUAGUUGCAUAUGCACCCCACAGUGGUCUAUCAUGGCGAGAACGUGAGGAAUGGUGGAUGCACCUGGAUGACAUUGUGCGGCGCCGGAGCUCACAUGAACCGCUCUUAGUCAUGAUUGAUGCGAAUGCUUCACCAGGGACAGGCAUGCAAUCCCACUGCAUUGAUUAUGUUCUUCUUUCUGAAGACUUGCAGGCGGCAUGCACACUAUCCAGAGUCGUCCCUGAGUUUGAUCUUGGACAUGGUGGAUGGGACCAUGAGGCGACAGCAAUUGAUUUAGACUGGUGUAUCUCAGUCGCUGUGGAUGCAACUCGCAAGAAGCAGACACCGGCAUUUGACCACACCAUGAUCAACCUGAAGAUUGCUGAGGAGAUUCUGCAUGAUUAUGAGCCUGCUGCGUGGAAUGAAAACAUUGAGCAACAUGUUGAUGAUUUCAAUCAACAAGUACUGCAUGGUCUUCAUCGCCUUUGCCCGAGACAGAAAAACUGUGCAAAGAAGCCCUAUGUGAAUGAGCAUCUUUGGAAUCUCAGAAGCCAGAAGAUCAAGCUCAAAGGUCAGCUCCGACAACUUGCACAUCGACAACGUGAUGAAAGACUUGUGGUCUUUUUUGCGGCCUGGGCACAAGCGAGACAUGAGACUGAAUUUCAGAAGUCUGACCGCUUUUGGUCCUAUGGCACGACAUUGCGUUGCAGCAACUUGCGGUUGGUUGCGGCCUAUCACAAGGCCACCUACGAGCUCAGGAACGGCCUCAAAAAAUCCAAGCGACAGCUUGUGCAGGAGAAGUUUGCAUCUUUGUCUCCGAAUGUUUCUGCAGGUCAAAUUCUACAGGAGCUUCGUCCUUUCAUUGGGCCAUCCAACCUGAAAAAAUUGAAGAUUGGCAAUCUCCCACACAUCAAGAAUGCGGAGGGCCAACAUUGUACCUUGCCCAAUGAAGCCAUUGAGACAUGGUCAGAGUUUUUCAGGCAGAUGGAGGGCGGCACACGCAUGUCAUUGGAAUGUCAACGAGAUCAAUGGAUCGAGAAUUUGGCAGCGUUUCGGCAGAAGGCCUUCAACAUUGAUGGACAAGAGCUACCCAGACUGGUUGAUUUGGAGGCAGCUUACCGACGGGUGCAGCCCACCAAGGCGGUGGGUCCCGAUGGUGUGCACCCAGCCUUUUGCAAGGCCGCCCCACAACUCCUGGCUCGGAAGACUUUUGGGCAGUUAUUGAAGCUGACCACACACGGUCAAGAAUCUUUGGUGCAUAAGGGUGGUGUGCUUCACCCUGUGUGGAAGAUGAAGGGUCCGAAGGACCUUUGUACUUCGUACCGAAGUAUUCUGAUAUCCAGCCACGUAGGGAAAUGCCUACAUCGGAGCAUCAGGCAACGACAAAACACCCUUUUCACCAAGUUCCUGCAGAAGGAGCAGCUUGGAGGGCGCCCUAGAGUGCCUGUAUCCAUGGGUGUCCAUCUGGGCAGGGCUUUCUUGAGAUCGAGAACGUCCCUUGGACACAAUGUUGCAAUGCUUUACCUUGACUUGACGGAAGCGUUCUACAGAAUAUUACGACCGCUUGUCAUUGGUGGUGAAGUUGAUGACACUCUCAUCCUCUAUGUUGGGGCAAGGCUUGGACUCUCUGAAGACCUAUUACAGGAGCUGCACCAACACCUUGAUGACACACCAGCGACGGCAGCUGCUGGAUUGCCCGCGCACAUGCAGAACACGAUUCGUGCGCUGCAUGAGACCAAGACCUAUGUCCACAAUGCCUUGAUGCGUCUCUUUCGCAGACUCAUGCCUGGGUCUUACAAUCAACACCUCCAGGAUGAAGACAUUCUCACAGAGACAGGGCUCAAUAGUCCCACAGAAGUGUUGCGCUUGGCGAGAUUGCGCUACAUUGGGACUCUUUAUCGAUGCCAAGAUCUUGUACCUUGGGGGCUCCUCAAUGCUGAUGAGGCUUGGACGACGUUGAUCCAAGAUGAUUUAUCGUGGAUGUGGUCGCAACUCCGAGAGACAUGUCGGCUCCCUGACCCGUUGUCAGACCUAGCUCCAUGGACCUCGAUUUGGCAACAUCAUGCAUCCUACUGGAAACGGCUUGUGAAAAGAGCUGGUUUACAUGCCUGUUUUCAGCGGCGCAAUCACCAACGGGUCUUGGGCUUUCAUCGACGUUUCAUUUGUCUUUUCAGAGAGCACCCAGCUACGCAGGACGUAUUUGAGGACAUUGGAACCACACCAGCAUGGGAGAAGGGAGAGGAAGAUUUUCCACAAGCAUGCAUGUGUUGUCGUAUGGUUUUCAAGAGCAAGGGUGGAUUAGGCGCUCACAUGUUCAAGGUGCACCAUCUAGUUGCGAAAGUCAGACUCCUUUGUGAUCAGACUCAAUGCAGUUCAUGCCUGCGUGAAUAUCACACCAUGGCGAAGCUCAAGGCGCAUCUCCAACGGGCUGGACAUUGUCGCCAUCGCCUCUGGGGGAGACGUAGAUACUUUAUUCCUGCACAGGGAAGCGGGUCGAACGUGGACUUUCAAUUGCACCAGCAGCAAGAUGUCCUUCCACCUCUCCAAGCAGCAGGGCCUCAACUUCCUGAUGGACGUCUUGAAGACAUCCCGGACUAUGACCUCGACCUUGCAGAAAAGAUUUACUUGGCGCUACUCGAGCGCGAGGAGAGGUCUGACGUCACAGCUAUCAUCAAGGAGGUUGUCUAUGCGCAUCCUGUCACAUGGCAGACGUGUCGGGCUUCCCUGCACUAUUUGAUUGGCGAGCUCACCAUUGAGGACAUUCAGGCGCUUGCGAUUAUGCACAAGGACAUCAAGACCGUGCUGCGAGAGCUCUUGGCGUCUAAUGAGUGGGGUUUUCUCCACGACUCCUGCGCGCACAGCCGUGCGGCAGAGCGCCCCAUUGGUCAGGAUGUGAUUGAUCAGGCUUGCAACGAGGCGGCAGAGUCGGCCCCAAUGCGAGCUCCUUUUUGGCCAGCACCGCGGCCGAUGUUGCGUGAGCGCUACAUCAUCCACGCGUUUUCGGGCAGGGCUGUGGGGGGCUCCGAGCAUGAAACCGACUGGCCUGCUGUUAGCAGUGAAUUUCAGGGACAUGCCCGACGCAUGACCGUGCGCGAGUAUGGGCACUGUGCAGGAAAGCAAGUUCAAGACAGCGGUCAGCUUCUGGUAGAAGCCAUCGGCUUAGGUGUUGCGCCCGGAGGCCUCAAGGAUCUGGAGCUGUUCCGGGCAACAAGCUCCGGAGAGCCCGGCCAACAAGUCCUGAUCCUGAACAUUUUGCCAUGA